Molecule: messenger RNA, 1599 nt
Organism: Salpingoeca rosetta
Lineage: Eukaryota; Choanoflagellata; Craspedida; Salpingoecidae
Exons: 4
Coding region: 719-1441 (240 amino acids)
Source: RefSeq, a predicted model, not a curated record
CGGCAGCGCAGGUGGGUGACGGUUGUUCAAGGUUUGAUGACAUCGAUGACGAACAAGCAACCAAACCAAGCAAGAGCCUCCAUUCACUCAAACACUCAAACACACGCACCCUUCCCUGCGCCAGCCCACACACACACUCUCUCAUCGUGAAUCACACGCCUCAAGGUCGGCAUUGUCAUCAUCAUCACGCACAAGCAAACAAGCAAACAAGCAAACAAGCAACCAAACAUCAUCACAUACACAUAGCCUAUGACACGCAGCCAUCGCUGACUCAUCUGCACGCACACAACAAUCACACACAGCACCAAACAGAAGCAGUCACAACAGCAGCAGAAGCAAUCGCAAGCUGCGGCAGCUUCAGGCUUCCGGAAAAGGGUCCCUCACCUUUGCUUUUCUUUCCCCUCCUUGCAUCACACGCCAUCUCCAUCAUCACCAACCACCACCACAGACGACGCAAGGCAGGAAAGAAGACACACACCCACACACGAAGCCAAGCAACCAGCACCAAGCAAGCACCAAACAAGCACCAAGCAUUGGCCCGACCUUGUGCUGUGUUGUCAGAGCAGCAUCGCAUUCAUCUGCUACCGAAACCCCACGAAGGAUUCAUAGCCACGCACACAGACCCCAAGUGCCCACGACACUUCCAUUUCCCUACUCCAUUCACCAGCUUCAGCUUCACAAAACCCAGCGGUUGGAACAUCAAUUGAUCGUCAUCGCCAUGGGUGCCAACGCGUCUCGCAGUAGCGCGGCCAAACCAGAGCCCGCCACCCCAUCAAAGCAUCUUCAAGCACGUCUCAUCGACCCUCGAUCACCGUCGACAACAGUGCCUCGCACCCCGCUGCCCGUCACCUCCGACUACAUUCCCAUUGAGUCGCGAGACGACUCGCCGCUGCCGUGCUGCGACCUGACAGAGUCGUGUGAUGAAGUCGACAGAGCAGGCGAGCGGGCCGCGGUAAACGCCAUCAUGUGCUCCAUGCGUGAGGCGAAGAUUGGCCAGAACGCAGCCAACGCGGGUACCAGGCAGCUGCACCCCAUCGCAGAGCAAGGCAAUGAGGGUGACAAUGGGGAAGAGGACGAGGAAGACAGCGCCGAAGCAGACGACUACCACGCCUACGAGGACGCGCCGCAGGACGACCUCGAGAGCCCAACGUUUGCUGCCAUUGCAAACGAGGACGAGCGCUCACAAUCCUCCAUGUACAGUAGCGACUACGAGGACAGCACCGACCAGCAACAGCAAGGGCAGCAGCAGCAGCAGCGGCAAGAAGAGGACGCCACGUUUGUGCCCGCUCCGCUCAUCACCCUCAAAACCACAACAAACACCAACAGCCACACAAACGACAUCACACGCUCUCCCGGCGCCAAGCGACAGCUCCCAUUUGCGGAGCGAACUAACCUCACCCCUCUUCGAGCCCCUAACCAGCAGAUGGCGCUGCAAGCUUGAAGAUGGCGCUGUUUGCGUGGUGGUGGGGUGACGUGAGGUGGGUGACGUAAGAGUUGAGAGGAGGAAGAGAGAGGGGAAGAGAGAGAGAAAGCCGCGACUGCUGCCUUCUGGUUUUUUUUUUUAUGUCGUGUACUGCGUUACAAUCCCAUUAAAUCUUG